CAGACGCCACAUUCAGUUACAAACCGCGAAAGUAAAGCCACGCCAGUUGAAUUCUUGAAGUUGUGAAAUUGUUGUGACAUACUUUCGAGAGGAUUGCCGUGUGAUAACAUAUCAAGUGCAAAAUAGUGAAAAUAGGGAGUAAUUUUGCAUAGUUGUGUGAAGUUUAAGUGAAAAUUCGAGGCUACGGGUUACAUUACCCAAAAAUUAGUGAAGAUUUGAAAAGUAUACAUUUAUCAAACAAAAUGUACGACGAGUCCGUGGUCUCUGUAAAAACCGAGACUUUCAGUGGAGCUGCGGCUAAAAGCCCAAUUAGUCAGUGUAUCAGAACUGUACUAAGAAGAGCUUGCGUGGAGAAGAGGCUUACCAUCGGUCUCUUACCAGCUAUACAGUAUCUGUCGAAAAAUACAAAUGGCGCGCUAUUCUGUCUGACGGCAGCGGCGCCACCUGGCGACAGCGCUACGCACAUGCAAGAGGUCUUGUUGCAGGCUUUCUGCGACGAAAACGACAUCUACGUCAUAAAGGUCGAUUCGGAGAAUAAGUUGAAGAGGUUGCUUGGCUUCUGCAAAACUCCUAUGGAUUUCAGCUGCAUUCUCGUUCACUACCCGUACGCUGAUCCAUUUAGCGACAGCCAAGAAAUUGACCUGUCUAUCUUAUCUGAAGCAGAAAAAGAUUUGAUCGACCACUGCGACACCAACUGGGGCACUCAGAUGCCAGUCAUCAAGCUACCGGAGAAGUGAACGUAGCCUAUAAAUAAUAUUGAGAAUUGAGUUGAUUUAUUUGACAAAUAACGCCAAUAUGCGUUAUUUCGGCCUUCAGUGCCAUCUAGUGUUGUAUUUCGUCCUGUGGACUUGUAGGGAUAUGUUGUAUAAACUUGUUUCCAUAAUUACAAUAAACACUAGACUAUUUUUAAGAUGAGACGUAAGGAUAGGAGUUUAUUCGUACAGCGAUUGUACUUUUGUAAUGGAAUUCGCCAGGAAAUGGCUUGUAUUUUUAUAAUGUAGAAAAAUGAAAAGUAUUUUAAUACUCUAUUGUUAACGUAUUUCUACUUUGUUACUUAAAAUGAAUAAUAAACAUGUGCUGGUGA
This is a messenger RNA of Vanessa tameamea, 1084 nucleotides long. RefSeq names its product growth arrest and DNA damage-inducible protein GADD45 alpha (gene Gadd45). The record is from RefSeq and is a predicted model, not a curated record. Gene Ontology annotation, cellular component: cytoplasm; nucleus. Bases 243 to 737 code for a protein of 164 amino acids. Gene Ontology annotation, biological process: regulation of cell cycle. The transcript is spliced from 3 exons. Lineage: Eukaryota; Metazoa; Arthropoda; Insecta; Lepidoptera; Nymphalidae.